Thamnophis sirtalis is the source of this 4052-nucleotide messenger RNA. The record is from RefSeq and is a predicted model, not a curated record. Lineage: Eukaryota; Metazoa; Chordata; Lepidosauria; Squamata; Natricidae.
GUUCCCAGAUGCCAUGUGGUGAGUUUCUGUAGAAUGCUAAUCCUAUCUUUAGUAUGUAAAGUAGACUAGCUCAGGCUUUAAUGACUCAUUGACAAAGAUGAUGGGGGGCAGGAAGCUGCAGGGAGCUACUCUGUCUUUAAAAACAGGUUUCUCCCUUUUCACAUCCAGGGAAAUAUAAUAUUCUGCCUUCUUAAUAUUUCCCAGGAUAUUUUAGUUUUCCAGCAGAGGGGUGAGUUUUAACUUCAUACAGAAGGAAGGCACACACAUUCAUACAUAAAUACACAAACAAACAUACAUAUAGUAUAUGGAUCUUAAAAUUUUGCAAAUCCAUUGGAAUUUUCAAUAUUUUGGCAUAAAUAUGACCUCAAUUGUGAUGAUGCAAGUCCUAAAAUUAAAUAAAAAACCCAAUUGAACAAAUGAGUCAAAAAUAUGAUACUUGUUCAUUUAUUCAUUGAGGAAAAGGUUCCCAAAUUAUUUGUUUGUGGCAAAGGGGUGAUUAGCUCCUCUCUCAUGAAUGCCACUGAGCUUCCACACUCUAGAAGACCAUGUCCUGGAGUUGGUUUGUGCAGCUAGAUUGUUCAGAGACUUGAACUAAAUUCUGGCUGCAAUCCUGUUGUAUUUGUACAUAUCCAAUAAACAUUAUGUCUCCUCAAACUUGUUUGUGACUGAUAGCAGUACAGAGUUUGAGAGGCCCUGCUUUAACCUAAUCUGGCUCAUUUGCCUUCCAGUUAAACAUUAAUCUUGUAAAUUGACUAACUCAAACAUAAACAGGAGAAAGAGAAGAAAUUGAGUGUUUUGUGCUAACCCAAACUGUUGCAGAAAUAAUAUUAAGGAACACAGCAUUGGUGUCCCUUAUUACAAUACCAUCAUUUGUGCAUGUUUCUUGGAAUCAGUUGUUGAGAAAGGGAAAAUGAAUUCUGGGUGGAAAAGGAGUGGUAUGUUGGCAUACCACCAAUAUAGAUAGCAACAUUUGGUUACUGAGCUAUAAAAGAGAUUAACAAUCCAGAAAGCCAGGUUGUUGGUUUUUUUUUGGGGGGGGGGGUUGCAUCUGUCUAGAAUGCUUUAGACCAGUUGUGGAGAAAAUACUUAGAUUACAGUAGAUGUUAUAUAUUUACCCGAGAAAAUGGUCACCGGGCUUGGAGUCUUAUCUAGGUUGCUUUUAUGCUUGAGAUUCCACGUAUCUGGUUACUGCUAUGAAGACAGCUGGAGGAUCAAAACCAACCCGUCAAGUUUUCAUGCAGAACAACAAAGUUGGAAGGGACCUUGAAGGUUUAUUCGGCCGAGCUCCAGCCCCGCUCUCCGGCCUCCGGAAUGUUGAAGGGACGGGUAGCUCCGCCUGUCCCAAACGAGCGGCUCUCAAAAUCUUCCGCCCCGCUACGGCGCUGUUUCUGCACGGUUUUGUUCGCGUCGUCGCCAUGACGGGCUCCCGUUCGUUUUCACUGACGAAGCUCGGGCUGAGCCCGCUCCCCGUCUCCGCCGCCCUAGCUGUGCUGGUUACGCUGGGAAUGGCCGCGGCUUGGUACUGGCGAUGGAGGGACCGGCGAAGGCCGCUGCGGUUGAAGCAGGUGGGCACGGUGUCCGGGCUUUUCAUCUACCCGAUCAAGUCUUGCAGGGGCGUAGCCGUGCAGCAGGCCGAAGUAACGAAGUUGGGGCUCCGGGACGGAGAUCUGCGCGACAGAUGUUGGCUUGUGAUAAAGGAAGAUGGACACAUGGUGACUGCUCGACAAGAGCCUCGACUAGUAUUGGUCUCUAUCAACAAUCAAAAUGGCUAUUUGACUCUGAGUGCUCCAGAAAUGAAGGAUUGUCAUAUUCCAGUCAGAUUGUCAACCAAAAAUCCAGUACGGGACUGCAGGAUAUUUGGCUUUGAUGUUCAAGGCAGAGAUUGUGGAGAAGAUGCCGCUCAAUGGAUUACAGCCUACUUAAAGUCAGAACCAUACCGCUUGGUUUGUUUUGAACCAAAUAUGGUUCCAAGGAAUUCAAAAGAUUUAAUGGAACCUUUUCGUCCCACUGAUAAGAUGUAUUCUUACAACCGUUGAUCCAGAUACUGGCAUCAUAGACAGAAAAGAACCUCUUAAUACUUUGAAAAGUUACCGCUUGUGUGAGCCUUCUGAGAAGCAUAUAUACAAAUCAAGCCCUCUGUUUGGAUGGUACUUUGGAGUUGAUAAAACAGGAACGCUUAAGGUUGGAGAUCAUGUUUACAAGAUAAUGUGUGUAGUUUUAUCAAAUUGCAGUAAACUCUGGAAUGAAAUGUUCACAACAGAAGAUUGCAUUUUGUUAUGUCAUUUUGUUAUGUUAUGUGGCUCUUUGAGACAAAUCCCAAUCUUUAUGAUUAUCAAUGGUAGACAUUUUUUGUAUUUAUUUUUAAAGGUUGCCUAUGCUGAAGCCAGUCCACUCUUGCUGAUUUCUGAAGCUUCCUUGGAUGAUCUAAAUACAAGGUUAGAAAAGAAAGCUUCAAUAACUAUCUUCCGGCCGAAUAUUGUUAUUAAAGGCUGUAGUCCUUAUGAAGAAGUAAGUAUUAUUAUUAUUAUUAUUUUAUUCUAUUUAUUUGUAUCCCAUCUUUAUUAUUUUUAUAAACAAAGUAGUGGAAAUAUCCAACACACUUCCUCCUCUUAUUUUAUUGACAACAACAACCCUGUAAAAUGGGUUGUUCUGAAAGAAAAUGACGAUUCUUGGAUUGAUAUAUUAAUUGGAACUGUUAAGUUGAAAGGAAAAAUGUCAUGUCCAAGGUGCAUUUUCACAGCAGUGGAUCCAGAAACUGGGAUCAUAGGUGAAAAGGAAGUUCUAAAAACCCUGAAAAGUUAUCGCAAGUGUGAUCCUUCUGAAGAACAUGACUAUAAGUCUAAUCCUCCUUUUGGAUGGCUAUAUGGAGUUGAGGAAACGGGAACACUUGAAGUUGGGGAUCCUGUGUACAAGAUAAUCUCAUGAUGGGAGGCACUUGUGCAGUGGGGUGUAAUUUCUCUGUAUAUGGAUUCUGUACUCAUUUUUUAAGAUUAUUUUUUUCUUCCUUCUUAUUUGGGUACUUAUACAUAGGCUGUUGCAUAUGGUCACUAAGGGUCAUCACUAGUUUGUUGGCAAAUCAUUACUGUCAUCAUGACUGAGAAUUUACAUCAACACACCAUCAUUGCAAUUGAAAGAAAUUUGAAUGAACGGCAAACUGAAUGAAUAACAAAUAAGAGUUAGAGCCUUUUUCAGUCAGUAUUCUUAAUGCAAUACAGGUGUUUUGCUGUCUGAACACUACUGAGUUGGUGAUAGUGAAAGUAAACUUUUCCAUAUUAGAAAACUCUGCUUUUUUUAGAAACAUGAUUGAAAUGGAUAUAUGAUUGAAAUAUUCUGGGAUAGUCUUUGGUUUACUUAUUUCCCAAAAAGGCUAUAAAUAUAAGGAUAUGAUGAAAAUAUGAGGUAUUUUAUUGUAUAGCCAAGACAAGUGAAAAUCCUUUUCAGAAUGCUUGGAUCACUUAUUUCUAAAUGACUAAUGACUGACCAUUUGUAAAAACAGGUGUACAGAUGUUGAGCUGCCUAGAAUUAACAGUGUAAAUUUGUAAAGAAAACUCUUUACUGGAGGAAUUUCCAUAAAUCUGAAAUGAUUUAUGUCUGCUUUUUUUUAAAUCUCAAAAACCUGGCAUUUUAACAGGUGCAGACUUUAUAUACCCGCUGUGCGUCUAUGUUGCCAUGAUUAAAUUUGUAGCUCUCCCUGUAAGCUGCCUUGAGUCACCAUGUGUGAAUAGGCGGAAAUAUAAAUUUUCUAAUAAAUAAAUAUGGGAAUUUUACAAACAGUGCUAUUAGAUCCAGCUUUAUUGGAUUUCAUUUUUUUAAAUGUGUAUUUUGUCCCAGAAAAAUUAAACAAACUAAAGCUUAACAUUGAAAAAUCAUAAAUUAACUGGUUAAUUUCUAUAAAUUAGUUACUAAUUGAUUUAAAAAAUAUGGCCAUGGAGAUAUUUCACAUUUACAAAAUCCUUAAGCAAUGUUUCAUAUAUAAUGAUGCAAAGAUUUUGUAUUUCAGAAAUGAAGACUAUCUUUAUGGAUCAAUCAAUCAAUAAAUUCUAAGCAAUUUU